This is a messenger RNA of Syzygium oleosum, 2965 nucleotides long. Its product is annotated as glycine-rich domain-containing protein 1. The coding region runs from base 165 to 2546 and encodes 793 amino acids. The transcript is spliced from 9 exons. The record is from RefSeq and is a predicted model, not a curated record. Lineage: Eukaryota; Viridiplantae; Streptophyta; Magnoliopsida; Myrtales; Myrtaceae.
ACGAGCAACGUACGUCAUCGUGCGCGAGCCUAUAAGUACGGCGUCCCUGUCUCAAACCCGGAGAAUUUUAAAUCCAUUUUUCUUGCCCGCAUCAUAAUCGAUCAUCACGAACAAGACCCUCUCCUCGAACUGCUGAUUCUCUCCAUCUUCAUCGCACAGUGAGAAUGGACAUGCAGAUCGAAUUAAAGCGCGAAUCGGAGUGGGCCGAAGCGCACAAGAUCGAAAUAAGUGUGGACCUGGUGGCUGCAGCCGCACAGCAGCUCAAGUUCCUCGCGGCUGUCGAUCGGAACCGUUUCCUCUAUGAAGGUCCUGCUCUCCAAAGGGCCAUAUAUAGAUACAAUGCAUUUUGGCUUCCUUUGCUUGCCAAACACUCAGAGUCCCAUCUUGUCGAAGGCCCGUUGGUCGUUCCUCUUGAUUGUGAAUGGAUAUGGCAUUGUCACAGGCUCAAUCCGAUCCGAUACAAAUCCGACUGUGUGGAUCUGUAUGGUAGGAUGCUUGACAACUCUAAUGUUGUAUCUUCUACUCAAGGCACCUGCUCAAGGCGGACCGAAGAAAUUUGGACAAAACUAUAUCCAGAAGAGCACUAUGAAUUAGACUUAGCUGCAGCUUUUGAAGAAGAUAUUUCUGAGAAGAUGCUAGGGCUUGAAAAAUGCACUGCAUAUGAUUUGGUGUCAGCAGUCAAAAGACAGAGUCCGUUUUUCUACCAGGUUUCUAGGCCCCAUAUAAGCCAUGAUCUCUUCCUUGAAGAAGCCUUGGCCAGAUAUAAAGGGUUUCUUCAUCUUAUACGAAGAAACAAGGAGAAGUCAAUUAGACGCUUCUGUGUUCCCACUUAUGACAUUGACCUUAUGUGGCACUCUCACCAGUUGCAUCCUGUUUCUUAUUGUGAAGACCUCAUUAGGGUACAUGGCAAAGUUUUGGAGCAUGAUGACAUGGACUCAGACAGAUCUAAAGGACAGAAGUUGGAUGUUGGAUUUUCUGGAACUACAAAUCAGUGGGAAGAGACAUUUGGUAAAAGGUAUUGGAGGGCUGGGGCCAUGUACAGAGGAGCCGCCCCAAGUCCAGUCACUCUUGUACCUUUCUCAUCUAAGAGUAAGAAGAUCAAGGAAUUGUUAUCAUCAGACAAAUACCAGAAUAUAGUUCAGGUUCCAGACGUGAAGUUUGUGGAGGUACUCUUGGAGUUUGUUGGAGUUAGAGGCUUGCCAGAGGGCCACAAGGGGACGCUUUCUGUCUUAUUUAGUAAAUCACAGCCAGACUUGUUUUUCAAUGCUAAGCAAAGGCUAAGUAUUUUGUCAGAAUCUGGAGAGAAAAUGGUUGCUUCGUUCACUUGUGAACCCAAAGGAGAGUUGCUCUUCGAACUUGCAUCAUAUUCUCCUUCCACCUUACCCAUUAAAAAGACACCUAGAGUUUUGGGCUCUGCCUCACUCUCUCUACAGGAUUAUUUGGUUCCAGUUUCAAAACUUUCUGACGAGAAAUGGUUGGAGUUGGUGCCUUCUUCUGGCUAUGCAAGCUCAGAAUCAAUGUGCUUGCGUGUUGGCUUUUCCUUUACAGUUCCAAACCCUGCAUUGCAUGUGCUUCACAUGGUUCGUUCUCGGCCAUUCUCUAAAAGUUCUUGCCUUUUUCCCCUACCUGGAAGGGUUCAACAUGCCAAAAGCUGGACACGUGUAAUGACUGAUGCUGGUACUGAGGUUAUUACUCUCCAAAUGAGGAGCUCGAAGAAAGAAAAGAGGAAGGACAACUUCACCCCUAGGAAGGAGGUGAUUGGAAUUACAGAAAGUGGUGAAACACGUACACUGGCUGAGUUUAUGGAGGAUGGAUGGUCCUUGCUAGGUUCUCGUUGGUCCCUUAAGUUUCAGAAAUCUUCCUCUGAAAAUAGCCAUCUCUGCAUGCUGAUAGGUGAUAGAGUGGUGAACAUUUUUCCUGGCAGAAAACUGGGUUAUGAACCAAAACAUCAUGAGACGCAAAAGAAGGAAAGAGAUUUCGUGACUGCAGUUGAAUUCCCCGCUGAUAGUCCAUAUGGAGAAGCAGUAGCACUGAUCAACUUGAAAUCGGGAGUGGUAAAGGUUAAGGAAGAAUCACUGUUGUUGACUAUGGUGGUACUAGCUUUUGUGCUCUCUGAUAUAAUGGAAAAUGAAGGAUUUGAGGCGGUAGCUGCUAUGGAGGACAAUGUGGAAGCAGACAAUUUAAUUAAGAAAGAAAGCGGGUUCCCAGCUGUAGGCAAAGAGAGUGUCACGGCCUUGCCAGUUGAAAGUCAAGUCGAGCCGAAUGGUGAUGCAGUUGAAGGGAUUGAAGAAGUCCCAGCAGAUUCUCAUUCAACUGUCAGUGGCUGCGGUAGUGGGUGCGGGAGCGGCUGCGGGAGUGGGUGUGGCAGCAUGGUAAAGAGCAGUGGAUGCGGUGGAUGUGGUGGUGGCUGUGGUGGCGGCUGCGGUGGCGGCUGUGGUGGUGGGUGUGGAAAAAUGGUGAAGAGCAGUGGUUGUGGUGGGUGCGGCGGUGGAUGUAGUGGCUGCGGUGGUGGUGCAAUGGUUGCAAGGUCGAGGCAGCAGACCUAGUCAAGAGCGGCUCCGAGGUGCGUGCUGUGUUGAUUUUCCAUUCUGGUUCUUUUUCUACAACUAUCAUCUCAUGGAAGGGUAGUGCUUACUAGUCAUUCCUGUUUUCGGGCAUGUCCAGAGGGAAGUAUUCCUACAAACAGAUGAGGUCAUUCUGGGUCGACAUGACGAAUCAUGUCGAAGGAAUCAACCAUUAUCAUGAUUAAUCAAAUAAAAGGAGUGGAUAUUUCUUUACAGCAGCGGAAUCAACGUGUCAAUUGAUCCCUGCCCUGGCGAAUGCUCCGGCUGUUGAGAAAUUCCACAAUGUUUCUUCGGUUUGCAAGAUCUAUUGUAUAUAUACAUUGUUUAUGUUGUGGACUGCAUCUGUGAGAUGUGUUUAUUGUUCUAUUAGGUGAAUAAAGCUUGUUAUCUGUUGUGCCAAA